This is a messenger RNA of Rhinocladiella mackenziei CBS 650.93, 882 nucleotides long. RefSeq lists its product as uncharacterized. The coding region runs from base 1 to 882 and encodes 293 amino acids. NCBI's taxonomy places the organism in Eukaryota, Fungi, Ascomycota, Eurotiomycetes, Chaetothyriales, Herpotrichiellaceae. The transcript has a single exon. The record is from RefSeq and is a predicted model, not a curated record.
AUGGAAGACGGCAACCUGACAGACGUAAUCAAUCUGAAAACCGACACCCACUCGUACCAUAUCCGUUUCACCAGCUUCGGAAACGCCGGCAGCAAGCCUCUGAUAUUCAUCCACGGCACGCCAUGGUCGUCAAAGGUAUGGGUGCCGUUGGCACGGGCAUUUGCUGAGAGUUUCCAUGUCUAUCUCUUCGAUAACCCGGGGUACGGCGAGUCGCCGGGCGGAACGCCGAUAUCAUCUUCUGGGAAGGAGCUUGAUGUGUCGUUGGCAGGCCAGGCCGAAGCAUUUGCGAAGCUCGUCGAAGCGUGGAAACUUCCUGGGCCACCCCAUGUCAUAGCCCAUGAUAUUGGUGGCUUGAUUUCGCUUCGGGCAAAUCUGUGUCAUGGUGUGGAGUACGCAAGCUUGUGCCUGGUCGAUGCAGUGGCGGUCACCCCAUUUGGGUCGCCUUUCUUCCGGCUCGUGGCCGGCAAUUCGGAUGUAUUCAACAUGAUCCCGGAUGGCCUGAUGGAAGGUCUGAUUCGAGCAUAUAUACAAGGGGCGGCGUUCAAGCGUCUGGGUCAGGAAGUCGAGGAUAUGCUCGCAGGGCCAUGGUUAGCCACUGGGCUUCAGCGGAAGGCGGGAUUCAUCCGGCAGAUGAAGCAGGCCGAUAAUCGACAUGUAGAAGACGUGGAGCCGAGGUACCAUGAAGUGGGCGAGAGGAUUCCUGUGAAGAUUAUCUGGGGCAAGGAAGACGCUUGGAUUCCCGUCGACAGAGCGGCCAAGCUUGGAAAAAUGAUCGGAACAGAUGAGGUUGUCAUCGUGGCAGGCGCGGGGCAUCUGAUUCAUUUUGAUCAGCCGGUCCGAUUGGCUGUGGAGUUGUCAAGUUGGCUGGCGAGGGUUGCCUGA